UUUGGUGUACGUCGUAGAGCUCGUUACAAAACGUGCGCUCGUUCGCGAAUUCGUAUCGAAGUAGUUGUUCGUUUGUACGUAAAUUGAGUGAAUAUAUCAGGAAGUUAGAAGCCGUGUAAUAAUGCAAUCCUUUCGAACACCUUGAAUUGUUUAACUGUCACGAAAGACGGGUGCAAGUUAUUUCGCGAACCGACUUGUCUCGUGCGCUUCUUGUUCUUUUUUUUGCUGUUCGUUGAGAUUUUUAUAUUAUCUAGUUUUUCGGUUUUUUUGUGUAUUGAUCUUUGUGAAAUGUGUUGUGAUAUAUAAUGAGUAAAAUUGUUAUCCUGUUGGAACUUACAAGCGGAUUAUUACAAUUGCCGAAUCGGUGGUAGAAACGGCUAGCAGUCUAUGGAAGAGCCUCCAGGACGAAAAAGAGGCGAAAACGGCGGCGGCGACCAGGUGGGGUGGACGACUCCCUCCUCUGGGGAGCAUUUCACAACCACAACUAACGCCGAAAAGCCUCAGGAGGCAGAAGUGAUGUGGUCCAUGGACGCCUCUGCUGGUAUGGAGUGCGACUGUCCUGGACCACCGCCUCCUAGGUUUAUGCUACCGCCACCCCCGAGGCCGCCGUCUCUGCAACCGGACAAUCCUCUGUUCUGCUCUGAGGAUUCGCUACCAGUCGAAACAUGCGAAGCUUUGCCGCUCAUCGACGCGAGCUAUCGGAGCAGCCCAUCAUUUCAGACAUCGGCUGUGAUAGUCCUGUGCUCUGUACUCCUUGGACUUGCUGUUUUUAUCGGCGUCAUCCUUGUGUGGAAGCACAAACGGAAAGUACAAAAUUUCCUUCCUUGUAAAACAUCGCCUCAAAACAACUGUGAUCCUCCCAACGCUCCGGGUGUCAUUUACGAAGACCUCCACGACGUGAUGCCCCGUCCCACGCCCACGCACCAUCACGCAUCUGGCGGACACAUCGUUGCUCCAUCAAUCGAGAUGAUCGACGUAAAGCAUGGUGUACAUUAUCCUAGUGGUUACCCUAUGUCUCAGCACCCGCCAGUAUUCCUGUGUUCGUCUCCAGGUCCGGACCCGUACUGCUCCCAAGACCUGUACAAUCCCGUCUACGAAGAACUGAGCGACGCCGAAAGCGAAAUCACCCCGACGCAUCAUAGCGAAGACGAGUUCGCCGAAGACGAGCUCAGUCUAGGCGACCACGCCGAACGUCAUCUAAACAUUCCACCACCUCCCUAUAGGCCGGCUCCUACGUCGUCGGCGCGACGAGAGGCCUCGAGGUUUCGGCGACCGCAAGAACCACUACCGCCCGUGCCGGGCAGCAAACGGAAUCGUAGCUUGGAUCGGCAACGCAGACAUGAGUUUCACGAAGGUAUGUUGUUAGACGCACUUUUGCAACUCUAUCCGCGAGUGGGCAGUGUAGAACCUCCGUCACGGAGACAGGUCGUUCCUAGUAUAACGCAAAGGCUUCAGUGUUUGCAACAGACUCCAUCACCGUACGAGACUGUGCCCGUUUUAGGACAUUUAGCGACUUUUCGUCCUGUGCCCAAACCGUAUUCUCAGGACUCGGCGUUCGGAUCGGACUCGGGCUAUAGCAAUCACACGUGUGGCACGCGCGGAUCCAAGCGAAGCAAAGUGGAUCCGCGACGGUUAUCACAACUUAGUGCGGACUUGAAUCUGACUUAAUAAAAUUCCUGUGACUAAACGUGCAUUUCUAGCAUAUUUAUACGUAUUUAUAAAGACGUCGUCCUCUUUUAGGUAAAAUACACAAUCACUUUCGGCUAUAUGCCUAAAUAUUUCUUUUUGUCAUGAAAUAUCCCAGCGACUAAAUAUAUUCAUAUCACAGAUUUAGAUAUUUCGACAUUUGUAAAUGGUAACGGUCGUUUAUUUAAUAAUUAGUAUGCUAAUCCAACCCAAGUUAAUCUAAUCUGAAUAAUCAUAAAAUAAUGAUUCAGUCACUAAAAAUACCAAGUAAUUUCCUUGCGGUAAUAUUUCAACCCUGUAAACAUAUAUAUUUUGUAGUUGGGAUACAUUAUCAGUGGAAUAUUUUCAAUGGAUUAUUUAAUCAUGUUACCUUACUUUCACACUCCGCCAUCUUUUAAUACGAUUGAGAUCAAACGGUAUCAAAUUAUUGAAAUUAAAGCGAAACAUAAAAAUUGCAGAAAAGAGAACAAAGACUGAUUUUCAUUAUUCAUUUGUAUCUAUUAAUUUCGUAAUUUAGUGAUCGUUUUCUUCAAAAGUUUAUUGAGAAUUAAUACAUAACAUUUCAUUCAUUGUACAAUGUACUUAAAAUAUUUUUUUUAUUUUUAUAAGUGUAACUGGUUCGUUCAUGUUAAAUUUCAAUAAUUUGAAACAUGUAAAGCAUCAUUAGGUAUAUAAAAAAAAUGAAAUAGCAAUAACCGUCAAUUUCGUAUGAAACUGGAGCAUUUGGAAGGAAAUUCAAAUAGAAAACAAUGCAUUUUGUUUUUAGAAUGCCUACCCACUAAAGAUAAUUUUGCAAUCUUACUAUCUACUAUGAACCAAAUGGUGCUGUUCUAUGUUUUUAAGAGAAUUUUUUUGGUUGUAAAAAUACUUUGGAAUAAAAGAAAUGGUUCAAUUACGAUCAAUUAGUUGCAAAUUUCCAGAAAAAAAAAAUCGGUUGUCUGCAAUGUCGGUUUACUGACGAUAAUUGAACGUGACAACGUCAUAA
Messenger RNA from Agrilus planipennis (emerald ash borer), 2671 nucleotides. RefSeq lists its product as uncharacterized. The record is from RefSeq and is a predicted model, not a curated record. The coding region runs from base 388 to 1668 and encodes 426 amino acids. Lineage: Eukaryota; Metazoa; Arthropoda; Insecta; Coleoptera; Buprestidae. The transcript has 5 exons.